ACGGCAGAGGAUCAACAGUCCGAUAUCUGUGCGUCUGCCUUGUCUGAGGUGAUACCCGCCGUGCUGGAAGGUUCCGACGGUUGUCUACUAACGAUUGGUUAUCCGAAUUCCGGUCAACCGAAAACGAUGUUGGGUGGCGUGAAUCCGCCCACCGAAUUAGGUGCUAUCCCUUGCGCCAUUUCCUGGCUGUACAAGGGCAUUAAUGAGCGUCGUCAGAAGAGUGGCGCGCGGUUUUCGGUGCGCGUCAGUGCGCUUGGUGUCAGCGCCACGAAACCGGACUCCAGCUCGAAGGACUUGUUGGCGGCGCAUGCGACUGAAUCCGAUGACUCGCCAGGCGUAUACUUGCGUGAUGACUUCCUUGGCGGACCCACCGAACUGCGUGCCCCCACCGCUGAACGUGCCGCAUUGUUCCUAGACGCUGCACUCGCAGGACGGCCACAAGGUGGACUUGAGCCAGCCAUGAUUUUCACACUACACGUCUACCAGUACAGUUUAUCGCGCAAAGGAGGAGUGGCUGGAGGACGAAGUCGUUUACAUCUCAUCGAUUUGGGUGGCUGUGCCAACCGCAAUGGUGGACUGCCACUCUCCGGCAUUGGCAACAUACUAUUGGCCAUAUUGAGUGGACAACGCCAUCCGCCGAACAAGGAUCAUCCAUUGACGCCGCUGUUGAAAGAUUGUCUGGCGCCGUUGACGUGUCAUGUCGCCAUAAUGGCGCACGUAAUGCACACACAGUCGCAUACGGAUGCCCUGACGACGAUACAACUGGCCUCACGCAUACAUCGAAUGCGACGACGUAAACAUCGUUUUCCCAUGCCAAGUGACAAAACGGGUGUAGGAGGAAUGGCGGCGGCGGGCGUUAAUGGAGGACAUCAAUCGACCGGCUCAUCGGCUGGUUCGGGCGCAGAUCCUUCCAGCUCGGAGCUGUCUGCAGACACCGUCAUUUACAUGGGACCGAGUGACGAUGCGACGGAUGGCGAACAUCCGCCAGUGUAUUUGCCCUCGCUGAGUAGUGGCGACAAUCGUUGUGUGAUGAGCAAGGCGUUGAAGGGCAGCGGCCUGGAGAAGCAGCAACAGUCGCCGGCGAAAAGUAGUGCAGCAAGCACGCUGAAGAAGUCAGCAGCACAAAAAGCAGUGCCACAAAGUCCCACCAUAAAUGCGUCUAGUCGCGCAGGCAGCCUAAAACGCGGUCACGUCAAUAGUCCAACGCCAGCCCAACAUGUGCAACAACAACAACAGCCUCAAGCGACUGCGGUCAAUGCCGACCAGCAGCAUCAGCAGCAGCAACAGUUCUUCUCACCCGUUCACAGCGUGAAAUCACUUUCGCACUCAGCCUCCUCACCCAAAAUAGUUGCGGGCAGUUUGCGUCAUUCCGGCAUGGCAGGCAUGAUGUGCUCGAAGGGUUCGAAUGUGCCAUCACCUAAAGGCUCACCGCUGCGGCGUCCAGGCGUCGGCGCCAAUGUUGUGUCCGCCGCCGCCGCUGGCGACUCCCUAGACUGCCCCGGCAGUCCGAUGCGCAAGAUAAGCGAAGAGCAGUGGAUUGAUGGACCGCGUGUGUCGCGCGCCAAGGUAGCUGAGGCGCGUCAUCUGCUGCGCGAAGUGAAUCAUGUGAAACAGUGCGAGACAUGGAUUGAUGGCCCCAAGUCGCAGUCGACACGUUCACUGACCGCCGGCAAUCUGCCUACAGCACCCUCGCAGGUGCAAGGCUACGGCUUCAUGGACUCGCAUAAGAAGUCCAUGAUACGGCAGUGGGUAGAGAAUCAGACUUCGCAAGUCUUCCAAACCACAUCGGCAGCGUCUUCGCCCACACACGGCGCCGGCAAUGCGGCACAUCGCGACCAACAAGCGCAGCAUCUGCGCAACAUUACCUUCCACAUGUCACAGCUGAAGCAGAAGUCGCUCGAUGCACCAGAGGAUUUGUAUGCGACGAGCACCAGACAAUUGCAACACCAACAACAUGCUGUGCAGCAUCCAACGUUGCAGCAACAACAUUCGCUACCCCUCGAACAGCAGCAAUUCAUGCUAUGCGCCAGCGAAGCGGAGUUGGCACAUGCCAUUGCCAUGGGUCUUUCCACAGCUGUGAGCACAACGAACGCCUCGGCGCCCGCAGAGAUACGUGGCUCCCAGCCAGCGUAUCAUCAACGACAGUCCAGCGCCACAGGCUCGCUCGGACUCACCCAGCAGACGACAACAAAAGAUGAGACUGAUUUACAAUCGACGCAUUCACACACAGGUUAUGGCAUCAUUUCACAGCAGCUACUCGUUGGAGGUGGCAACCCGGCAGCAACGAUGUCGGAGCAUGGCGUUGGCGUGGGUGCGAGUGCGAGUGGACACCAAAGCGAUCGGCAAGCAGACUGUGAUGAGGACCAGGACAGCGGACCGUCGGAGGUGCCGCCAGCGUUGCCGCUCAUCGAGCCGUUGGGUUCGCGUGAAAUUUCGCACGAAAGUCUGCAUCGCAUACUGUCGCGACAUGUUUCGCGUGAAUCACUCUACCAGCAGCAACAACGUGAGCAACAGCAACAGGAAUUGCGACGACAAGAGGAACUGCAACAUAGUGCGCCCUCGAGGCAGUCAUCGCAUCACUACUCCCAACACAACAUGGGCAUGUCCGAUUGUGGACAGCAGGUGACAGAGGAGGAGAUAGCGCGCACAAUGGGCGGCGAGCAUCCUUUGGCGGCACUAAGUCACGUUGACAACAUGUCCAUUGUGUCGAGCUUCAAUAUGGCCGGAGAUGCGUUUAGCGAUUGUGCGAUGGGUGAAAGAACGAGAAACCAAUUCGAUCAAUUAGCGCGUCUACGUGAGAUCUUCACCUCACAGCUGGCCAUGGCCGAAGUGACGCCCGUCUUCCGCAGCGGCUGCGAUGUGGGCAGCGUCUAUAGUGAACCCGCCUAUCGUUUCAAUACGGGGCCGGGUAGCGUGUGCAGUGAGCCGCCAUAUAGGCCACCAAGUCCGAGACAACCUUCGCGCAGCCCCAGCCAAGGCAGUUUGCCCAGCCUGAAUGGCAUCAUGCAAAUUGCCGGCAUGGAGCAAUAUGCCUCCCUACGUCAUCCUGAUGGUGCUUCCGAUCCCAAUUUGCCAAAAGUAGAGAAACCCUUCGUGUUGGAACACGAGGAUAUCUGCGAAGUAGAUGAAAAAUCGGCGUUACUCUCACCCUCGAAGCGACCCUCACUCGAAAAGGAGCAUCUACCGGGCGAUGGCGGCGCUGCCAUGCCAGCGACCUCCCAAACACAGUUACCACUACUACCACUAAAUACCACCUGCGAGGCCUACGACAGCGGACACGAUUCGUCAACACCACGUACUUCCAAACAUUCGGGUAUUUCACGUCGCGCCGAAAGCGGCUACCAUAGCGUAGCGACAGCGAGAGAUAGCGACGAGAGCAGCUUUACGUCAGGUCUCUCGAAAGAGCCUCACAAUCGCAUAACUAUGGUGAAGAAGAACAAGCGCCAAGACAAGGGGCUGUGCAAUUGGCUAAUGAAUCCGUUCACCUGCACCUAUCCGGAGACUGAGGGUGAGAUCAGUGACUUUUGAAGAAUGAAGUAAGCGGAGAAAUUGGAAUGAAAGUCGAAUUUAUAAAGUGAAAACAGAGGUAAAUCAGUUUAUGGAAAUAAGGAAU
Molecule: messenger RNA, 3613 nt
Organism: Rhagoletis pomonella (apple maggot)
Lineage: Eukaryota; Metazoa; Arthropoda; Insecta; Diptera; Tephritidae
Product: kinesin-like protein CG14535
Biological process (GO): microtubule-based movement
Molecular function (GO): microtubule motor activity; microtubule binding; ATP binding
Source: RefSeq, a predicted model, not a curated record